ACGUUGGACGCUAUUCCGAAGCGGAUCCUGGCGGUAACAGAAAAAGCAUGAUAUUUGUUGAGGGGGGGGGGGGAACCGCGACAAACGACGAUAGCUACGACGCGGACGAUGAUGAUUACGAUGCCGAACCUGCAGAAGCAAACCAAAAAGAGCAUCCUGCCGUGAUCAGAGCGGGAGUGUCAGUUCGCCAUGCUUUGCCGUCCGGAAGAAAGCAAAAACGGAAAGGCAAAAAGGCAAUAAAAUUGUGCUCGUUCUUUUACAGGCUGAAGUCGGCACAUACUAUGUAUGCAUGAAGAUUAUAGGGGACAUGCCGAUGAUUGCUUCUCUGUACGUGCCGGAAAUGUUGCUUGCUUGCUUGCUGCUUGCUACUAGUCUGCUUAUCAUCGCCCUUGUUGUCCCCGGCUUUCUCGGCAGAUUCUUAACGGUCAACAAUUGCAGGACCACUGUCCGGAAGUAUCCACAUAAUGGGCCUGUCACUUAUGGGGGUUGUUUGGCACACGAUAUUUCUUCUGCUGGGGACUGGACCACUUGGAAAUCGCUCAAGUCGAUUGUCCACACCAAGCACAAAAAGAUCUUCUUCUUUUGCUUUGAUAAUAUUUUUUUUUUUUAUCAUUUUUUUUUGUUUUUUUUGGGGGGGGGGCUGGACUUUGUCCUCAGUAUUGUCUAUCAUUCCCCCUCCCUCCACCUCGCACGAACCAUCUUGUUAUUGGACAUUUAAUACACCACUUUCCCCCGGUCAUAAUCCUUGUUGAUGUUGGCGAUUCGGCUUAGUUUCAAAGAAUACAACUGGUUUUCGCUUGCUUGUCUUGCGCGAU
Messenger RNA from Aspergillus glaucus CBS 516.65, 815 nucleotides. RefSeq lists its product as uncharacterized. The transcript has 2 exons. Bases 290 to 718 code for a protein of 142 amino acids. The record is from RefSeq and is a predicted model, not a curated record. NCBI's taxonomy places the organism in Eukaryota, Fungi, Ascomycota, Eurotiomycetes, Eurotiales, Aspergillaceae.